CACAACAACUCACAACAAGACACCUGUAUGUAACAAAUACAUUCCUCACACUCGAUUAACUCGACUAACAACAAUCAGUGGCAGAGCGGUCCAAUGCGAUUCCCCGCUAAGCUAAAGCAGGCAUGUUAGGAAUUCCCUACGGGGGCGCGAGUUCGAAUCUCGCAGGUGUCUCUUCUCUCUUUUUUCCCUCUCUCUACUACACCUUUCCUUAUACUUGGGUCUAGGUUGUCUUUUUUUUUGCUCCCUUUCUCAUUCCUUUUUUCUGCUAUUUCGGCACCUGGAGCAGAAUACCGGAAAGUGUGGAUUUGGUUGACCGGAUGACUCGAUGCCGGUUCUCGUUUCGCUGCGGACACAAUAUUAAAGGAACAAUGCAUCUUGUUAUUCAAUAUCCUUUGAGCGGAGAUCAUAUUAUCUCUCAUCACUGAUUUAUAACAUCUGGGUGCUUUAUAUAUAUGACGGUUUCAGAUGAGUAGGUAGCACUGGAACUUGGGAAGAGUUUCAGAAGCUGUCAAGCGAGAUGGGAAAGUCAACAAUACCUCACGGGGCUGGUACGAGAAACGCAUCGCAACCGUUGAUCUGCGAUCAUAGAAUCAAGAGCGCUUGCGGUUUUGACCUAAGGUAAUGAUCGGAGUAAAUCGAGACACAAAGCUUCAUACUCAGUCUCCAGGAUACUCCGAUAAUGCCAUGGUCACGUGAUCUCUCACAUUGGAUAUUUCCACCCACCAUUCGUCCCAGACCUGGUUUUUUUUUUUUUUUUUUUUUUUUUUUUUUCGAACUGGAACUCCUCAUUCAACUUGAAACCUCGCCCUGCAUCGUAAACCUUCAUACAGCAACCCAUGCGAGAAUACUGACAUGCAGGUGUUGACAUAAAGGCAGUAGGUACCCCGCUUCGCCAGCGCUAUCCCCAACUAGGGAGCCUACGAACAAACAUCAACACCAACCACAUUUCUUAAGAUCUCAAAUUUAAACACCGAAAUACAAAAUGUCUUCAGAUACCAACACCAGCACUAUCCUCCUCAUCACCGGCGCCAACACCGGUCUUGGCCUCGAGACCGUAAAAGCACUCUACCAAUCCAACAAAGCUACCUACACGAUCCUGCUCGCGGGUCGAGAUAUCUCAAAGGCGAAUGCAGCUGCCAAGGCUGUGGAGUCUGACUUGAAGUCCCCGAGUGGAAGUGUGAUCCGGACGCUGCAGGUUGAUAUCGAGGAUGAUGAGUCGAUUGAGAAGGCGGGCGAGUGGGUGAAGAGGGAGUACGGGAGGUUGGAUGUGCUUAUCAAUAAUGCUGGCGCACAAUUCGACCAGAUUCCCGACCUUCCCCCCCGCACCAUUUGGUCCCAAUCCUGGAGCGUCAACGUAGUCGGCACCCACCUCCUAACUCACACCCUCGCGCCUCUCCUCCUCUCGUCCCCCACCCCCCGCCUCCUCUUCCUUGCCUCAGGAACCUCCUCCCUUACCACAGCCGGCAACACCUCUCUCGCGGUCGACCAGUCUCCUUCAGCAGGCUGGCCCAAACAAGGAUUCAACAUCCCUGCUUACAGAGCGAGUAAGGCUGGCUUGAAUAUGGUGAUGAGAGAGUGGGCGAGGUUGUUGAAGGGGGAUGGAGUGAGGGUUUGGGCGGUAAGUCCGGGGUUUUUGGCGACGGGGUUGGGUGGGAAGGGGAAGGAGGAUAUGAUGAGGGGGAUGGGGGCUGGGGAGCCGGCGGUGGGGGCGGAGGUUGUGAGGGCGGUGGUGGAAGGGGAGAGGGAUGGGGAGGUGGGGUGUGUGGUCAAACAGGGAGGGGUGCAGCCUUUUUGAAGGUGGUGGUGUAGUGGUUGUAGUUCAGCGUCCCGGGGGAAUGAGAGAGUGUGAAAUAUGGAAUGAGAUCUGGGGCGGUUAGAAGAGGAUCUGAACUUUCAAUUACGAUACUACUGGUCAAAAAUCACAUAUCUUAGCACAUAGCAACAUAUUACUGUCGUGUCUGUUGUAAGAUGCUCUAUCUCGUUUGCCUUUUGCACACACAUAGUCUUUCUGACGGUUAUUUAACGAUGGCAUAGUUUUGCUGGGACAAGAUCACUGGGAAAAUGAGAAAACAAGAAUGUUAGCA
Molecule: messenger RNA, 2084 nt
Organism: Cadophora gregata
Lineage: Eukaryota; Fungi; Ascomycota; Leotiomycetes; Helotiales; Ploettnerulaceae
Exons: 2
Coding region: 983-1795 (270 amino acids)
Cellular component (GO): intracellular anatomical structure
Molecular function (GO): oxidoreductase activity, acting on NAD(P)H, oxygen as acceptor
Source: RefSeq, a predicted model, not a curated record